AUGAUGACGAACGAAACAUCCGAGUUGAUAUUAAAACCAAGUGAAACAAAUGUUCAUCAUCGUCGAAAUAAAACUAAUAAUUCAAUUUCUACUGCAUCAGAAUCUGAGAAGCCAGCUACUCGACAAUCACUUAUUUCACGGUUAACAUCAUAUUUUACAUAUAAAACAUCAAAGAAAAUUGAUACUGAUGAUAAUAAAAAAGAAUAUCAAACAAAAUCAACACAACGUCCAUGGUUAUGUAGAAAUUUAUGCUGUAAAUUAUUUUUCUUUAUUUGUUUAAGUUUUGUUAUUGUGUAUUUACGACCGGAUUAUUCCAUUUCGAUACGAAAUUCAAUAGAAAAUAUUUUAAAAAAAUAUAAUUUAACAUCUGAAGAAUUUCAACUUCGUCCUGGACAACGUUUAGCACAAUAUCGACAAGCAUCAAUGCCAAUUAUUAUUAUACCAGGUAUUAUAUCAACUGGUUUAGAAUUAUGGGAAGGAACAGAGUGUACAAAUGGAAAAUUUCGUCAUCGUUUUUGGACAUCAAUGCAAAUGGUUGAUAGCAUUGGUCGAGAUCAUCAAUGUUGGCUUAAACAUAUAUCACUUAAUCUUUCAACUUGGAAAGAUCCCGAAUCAAUUCGUCUUCGACCAGUACUUGGUUGGGCUGCAGCUGAUUAUGUAUUUCCUGGCUAUUGGUUAUGGAGUAAAGUAAUACAUAAUUUAGCUGAUAUUGGUUAUGAUCCAACAAAUUUAGUAACACUCGGUUAUGAUUGGAGAUUACCACCACAAUUUCUUGAAGAACGUGAUGGUUAUUUUACACAAUUAAAAUUUUAUACAGAAUUUCUUCGAAAAAAACAUGGUGAAAAAGUUGCAUUAUUAACACAUUCAAUGGGAGCUAAUUAUAUUUAUUAUUUUCUUCGAUGGGUUACAGAACAAGCAGGUGAUCAAUGGGUUGAUGAAAAUGUCGCAACAUUUCUUAAUGUUGGUGGACCAUUAUUAGGUACACCGAAAGCACUUAGUUCUGUUCUAUCUGGUGAAAUGAAAGAUACAGCUGUAUUAGGUGAUCUUGGUCGAAAUAUUCUUGGUAAAGUUGUUGGUAAACUUGUUGUAUUUCCAAGAUUUUUUCGUGCAUUGGGUAGUAUACCAUCAAUGUUUCCACGAGGUAGAUCAUUUUUUUU
Rotaria sordida is the source of this 1157-nucleotide messenger RNA. NCBI's taxonomy places the organism in Eukaryota, Metazoa, Rotifera, Eurotatoria, Philodinida, Philodinidae. The record is from the annotation of a GenBank genome assembly.